Rhizophagus irregularis DAOM 181602=DAOM 197198 is the source of this 854-nucleotide messenger RNA. RefSeq lists its product as uncharacterized. NCBI's taxonomy places the organism in Eukaryota, Fungi, Glomeromycota, Glomeromycetes, Glomerales, Glomeraceae. The record is from RefSeq and is a predicted model, not a curated record.
AAAAUAUAAAAACUUUAGAGGUAUUUUAUUGAAAUGAGGAUUCUAAAGGUUUAGCUUUAUUUAUUGAAAUGCAGCAUAAUCUGCGGUCCUUAUUUUUAAAUUUUAUUGACAAUAAAAACAAAUACCCACUAUUAAGUAAUGUGGUGAAGAAAAAGGCUGCCACGUUAAAAACAUUAAUGACAACACCGCUUAUCGAUCCCGGUUCAUUUUUAAGUUUAAUAAAUCUACAACAUUUGGAGCUUAUUAAUCAUGAUGGAAAUGAACCCUAUAACUGUUAUAAGAAUGUAGACUGGAAACAAUGGGAAGAUUGUUUAGACAAAGCUUCUUUUCCAAACCUUCGAAUCUUUGAAGCUACACUUAUACCAAGUAGUAUUGAAUGCUUAAUAAUUGAAAAAUCAGAUAAGAGCAUUAUUGAAAUCGAUAUAUGUUAUUCAAGAGAAUUUCAAGAUUAUCGGGCAAAAAAUUUAAAUUUAAUUAUUAUAAUAUCAAAAUAUUGUCCAAAUUUAAGAAGUUUAAAUUUGGAUAUUGACCCCGGAAAUCUUUGUGAAAUCAAUAGGAUCUUUUCUAAUUGCACAGUUUUAGAAAAAUUAUCCUUUAAUAUAAAUGUUUCAACACUUUCCGACGAUGGAGACUACUUAUUAGAAAUAAUAAGUAAUAAGUCUCCUUUAUCCUUACGAGAAUUCUCUGGGGAUGAUUGGAAUUUCUCAAAAGAUGGUUUAGAAGCAUUUUUUAAUUGUUGGAAAUGUAAAAAAAGGAAUCCUAUUAAAUUUACUCAUCGUUAUAUGGAUUUAUGGCAUGAUGAUCAAAAAAAUGUGGUGUCAAAAUAUAUGAAAGAAGGUGUAAUUAAAUUAUAA